Parastagonospora nodorum SN15 is the source of this 769-nucleotide messenger RNA. RefSeq lists its product as hypothetical. The transcript is spliced from 2 exons. The record is from RefSeq and is a predicted model, not a curated record. Lineage: Eukaryota; Fungi; Ascomycota; Dothideomycetes; Pleosporales; Phaeosphaeriaceae. Gene Ontology annotation, molecular function: protein binding; zinc ion binding. Bases 1 to 516 code for a protein of 171 amino acids.
AUGCGCCGCUCUUCCAGUAUCUCGAGCAUCAGCUCUUCGGCCUCUGAAAGCGAAGAGACAAUGCAGAUCUUCAUCAAGACCGUCUCCGGCGACAGCACAAUCCCCCUCAGCAUACCCUCGUCCACGUCCAUCUCGACGUUACGCUCCCUUCUUGCCCUGCGCACCAACCUCUCCACUCCGUCGGACCUGCGCCUCGUGCACGCCGGCAAGCACCUGACGUCGCCGUCGUCAACGCUGGAAUCCUACGCCAUCCCGCCCAACGCCACCCUUCACAUGGCUCUGCCGCUGCGCGGCGGAAUGCCGCCCAAGAAGAUUCGCUGCAGCUUCAAGGAGUGCAAGGACGCGGCGCAGCGCAUCGUCGGCGACUGCGGCUUCUGCUCGGGUCACUACUGCGGCAAGCACCGAUUGCUCGAGGAUCACAAGUGCGAGGGCCUCGAGGACUGCAAGAAGGAGAGCCAUGAGCGGAAUGCGGAGAGGCUGAACAGCGAGAGGACUGUCGCUAUCAAGGGCGUCUAGACCGCUUGUGAGCGUAGCCGGACGUCAAGAGACGUCGCAGGCUUGACGGGAGCACCGAGGGACAUCGGGGCUGACAUUGUUUGUGCCGAUGCUGCUGGUGUUCCCGUCAGAUGAUUGGGUUCGAGCGAGGGAUGCCGUAAUAACUUUGGUCCUUGAGCUGGGGUACGGUGCACGGCGUUCAUCAUGGAGGGUCUUUCUAGCGACUGAGCAUUGGUAGCUAGACUAAUUGACUACUAUUCUUCACAUUAGACGA